UUCGCAUUUGCAGGAUGGCCGUCAAGCUGCCGCUGCCCGCCAACUUUUUCCAAUGUCCACCGUUAACUCCAUUCGAAGUGGACCAUCUACAGCAGCAAGCCCUCCAAAGUGCCAUGGAUGUGGUGCGCAAGACUCAACUCCUGGGGGGUAAAGUCAAGUGGGCACUUCGAUCUGAUGAAGUGGACCUCAAGAUCUACAAGGGCGAUGACCCGAACGCUAUGCCUGGCUCGUACUUGUACAUGGGGGUGAUGGAAGUCGUGGGCACACUGGACGAAGUGAUCGAGUUGUUUCAGACGCGAACCACCGAACAAGCGAAAGAGCACAUGCGCCGCUUCGGCAAGCAGCUCGUGGACGCCGUCAAGCUGUAUUCAUUGGUCGAACCGUCGCCGGAAUCUCCUGGCGAACUCAUCGGAGUGCACUGGCGCGCGUACAAGAGUCCAUUGUCUCUGUUUGUUGCCAAACGUGAUGCGUGUCUUCUCGAGUGCAACCACGGAUUUGAACUGAACGGCCGUCGGGGGUGGGUGACGUCGCUCAAGUCGAUCAAUCUCACGUCGUGCCCUGAACUCCAGCACCUUCUCGGUCUUAUCCGCUUGCAAAACUAUGGCAGCGGCCACGUCUUCCUCGAGUGCCCAGACCGACCGGGGUACCUUGAGAUGCGGUUCGUGGCGCAGCUCGACUUUCGCGGUGUCUCGUAUGACUACGUGAGCGACUCGAUGCUCAAGCGCCGCGCAUGGGUCAGUGAUAUUAACAUGACCAAACGGUGUCGCAGCCUUCAGGACAUCGACCGCUUUCUCCGCGAAGACCGCCUCGGCCGCGGCGCGUUUCUCACGGCCAAGCAACUCGUGUCUAAGACGAAGCGAGCGCACUGCUUUAUUUGCAACCUGCGCUUUGGAUGGAACCAUGCCAAGUCAAAUUGCUACAAAUGCGGCGAGGUGGUGUGCUCUACGUGCAACCACAACUGGUGCAUUAAGGUUCACGGCGCGAAAACGUACUUAAAGGCGUGUGUACGCUGUGCAUUGGGCGUGGUGGCGAACGGGGACACAUCCAAGCCGCCGCUGUCGACCAUCCAUAGCGGGCGUCCAUAUGGCAGUCGCAGCAGCAGCAGCGACCACAGCAACUUGCUCUACUCGACGAGCCAUCAAAAGCAACUUGCCCACCAACAGAUGUACCCACAGUACCCGCGCACGACCACCGCGAGCGACGACGGCGGGUACAACCACGAAAACCAGUGGGAAUUGGAGGAAAGUUCCCAGUCGGUACCGUCCAACAAUUGGGAAAAUGCCCUCGACACCACCGCCGACGACAACAACCAUUGCAUGACCGAAUACGCGAGCGAACUGUCGUUGACCCCGCGGAGCAUUCGCGUCGUAAGCCCCAAGAAGGAUCGGGAAUUGUUUGCCCAAAACCAGCAGAAUCACCAUCUGGCGUACCCACCACUGUAUCGACCGUCACCGCAACCCCCGUCCACGACGCCCGUCCACAAUGCUGCUGCUGUUGCCAACCCUCGAACGUGUGUGAUUAUGGACGAAGAUGGAGUGUACUUGGAGGAUCAAGGGCGGCAGUGGCGGUAAUAGCGUCGUGCAUACGCUGUCGACGUUGUAACGACGAGGAUGGGCUUGACGUUGGAUGUGUGUGUGUGCUUUGGUCGAUAUUGUAGUGACAAACAACUCGAAGGAAAGUAAUAAAAAAUACAUAUCUUCCGAGCCACGUUUCGUGCCAUGUACGAAGUUUGGGUGGUGCUUGGAAGCAGCA
Molecule: messenger RNA, 1752 nt
Organism: Aphanomyces astaci
Lineage: Eukaryota; Oomycota; Saprolegniomycetes; Saprolegniales; Verrucalvaceae
Exons: 4
Coding region: 15-1571 (518 amino acids)
Molecular function (GO): metal ion binding
Source: RefSeq, a predicted model, not a curated record